CUUGGUAUUUUGGGCAAAUCCAAAAAUACGAAAACAGACCCAAUUAGAAAAUUAACGAAAUUCUCUCUCUCUUCCCCGAUUAUCUAAACGCGCUUCCAAUUUUCUUGUCCAAUUCGGAGGUCGUUUUCUGUGUGAUCAGCGCAUACAAUCGACAAUGAGUGACCACCUCGUGUUGUACGUUGACCGUCUCCUCAGGCCCAUGGCCGCACAGCAGCCGUCGGAGCCUCCUGAGGUCAUUUCUGGGCCGGAGCCGGCUGGACCCGAUCCUGUCCCGGACACUGCCGACCCGUCUUCUAGUUCGUCAGCCGAGGGCGCGGAGGAGGAGGAGCCACUGAUUCAGACGGCGGAGUGUCGCAUUUGCCAGGAUGAGGAUAGCAUUAGCAAUUUGGAAUCUCCUUGUGCCUGUUGUGGCAGCCUCAAGUAUGCUCAUAGAAAGUGCGUUCAGCAUUGGUGCAAUGAGAAAGGAGAUAUAACUUGUGAAAUUUGUCAUCAGACUUACCAACCUGGCUAUACUGCACCUCCUCGUCCGCCAUCUGAUGAAACUACUAUUGAAAUUGGUGGAGGCUGGACCCUUUCUGGCACUCCUUUGAGUUUGGACGAUCCACGCAUCCUGUCAAUUGCAGAGGCAGAACGUCAGUAUCUGGAUACUGAAUAUGAUGAAUAUUCUGCUUCAAGCAGUAAUGGAGCUCCAUUCUUCCGUUCAGCAGCCUUAAUUUUAAUGGCCCUUCUGAUCUUGCGGCAUGCACUGAGAGUCACAGAUUCUGACAAUGGGGAUGACACGUCUGCUAUUUUCUCUCUUUUCUUGCUUCGAGCGGCUGGAUUUCUUUUGCCCUGCUAUAUUAUGGCUUGGGCCAUCAGUAUCUUGCAGCGUCGACAGCAAAGACAGGAGGCUGCAGCAUUGGCAGCAACACAAGUCGCUUUUGUUCUUCAGUCUGGACAACAUAUGGGUCUACAAUUUGCAGUAGGAUCAGGACCUAAUGGGAGUCCACAACCUGAAACUGCCUAACAUGAAGCCAACAAAACGCCAGAGAGUUUUACGUGACAUGGUGAGGCCAUUCAGCGGAAAAUGGUGAAAAAUAAAUGAAAACGUUUCUUUUGUCCGAAAAUAUGAAGGAACAAAAAAUUGCAAAACAUAAGAGAACAGAAAAGGCUACAGCAGUGUGGAAUUCUGUCUAAUGGCUUGUUGAAAAGGCCAUGGCAGUCUUGGUUACCUCCAUCUUUGGUUGUCUUGUAUUUCAUGUAUGUUUGUAAAUUAAUUCCAUUCAACCAGAGAAAAAAGGAAAUAUUGAUUUUUGGUUCUCCAUCUUCUUGGGUAGUUCAAAGCAGCUGGUUGUUAUCUGGAAAGGGCAUGUCUGUAUUAUUCAACUUGAAUAUCUUUCCUUAGUUGAAUUCUUUUUCUUUUGGAUUUUUAUCACAAAACGUCCUUCAGGUUCAUGAAA
Molecule: messenger RNA, 1439 nt
Organism: Prunus mume (Japanese apricot)
Lineage: Eukaryota; Viridiplantae; Streptophyta; Magnoliopsida; Rosales; Rosaceae
Biological process (GO): protein ubiquitination
Cellular component (GO): membrane
Molecular function (GO): zinc ion binding; ubiquitin-protein transferase activity
Source: RefSeq, a predicted model, not a curated record